This is a messenger RNA of Saccostrea cuccullata (small rock oyster), 686 nucleotides long. RefSeq lists its product as uncharacterized. Bases 264 to 680 code for a protein of 138 amino acids. Lineage: Eukaryota; Metazoa; Mollusca; Bivalvia; Ostreida; Ostreidae. The record is from RefSeq and is a predicted model, not a curated record. The transcript is spliced from 4 exons.
UUGGGGAUGAAAAUUUACAACAACUGAUCACAUCUACAAGACCAGCACUGGAGGCAUGUUGUCCAUCAAUUGACAUUGAGGGAAUUGAGCUGGAAUGGACACGACUGAAGACAUCUCUUAUUAAAUACAGGUGUAUCUCCAGUUUAACCUGGAAACAACUGUAUGCAGAUUUUGGGUGUGACUUUCCAAACUUUUUUCACCUAAUAGACUACUUGUUGACUCUGCCAGGGUCUUCAGUUGAUGCAGAAAGAGGCUUCUCCUGUAUGAAACUUGUGAAAAAUGAUUGGAGAUCCAGAUUGGGGGAAGCCAAUUUGAGUGACCUGAUGCUUGUUUCCUUGGAAGUAGAGGAAAUUGAUCAGUUUGAUCCCCUGCCUGCAAUUCAUUUGUGGUAUGCAGGGGGAGAGAGGGCCAGGAGACCUUUCUACAAAGAUGAACUUAAGAGAAGCUGUAUUCCAAGAGAAAAGGUGACAGUUAGUAGAGAUGGGGAGAUUGAGGAAGUGCAGGAAGCUGUGGAGGAGGAAAUGCAGGAGGAAGAGGAGGCAGAUGAGAUUCAUAUUUCACCUUCAGAGUGUGAUGAUGAUGAUAAUGAUUAUGAUGAAGUUGAAGCUACUCUAAGCAGAAAAGACUUAAUAGAGCUACAAAAAAAGUCUUAUGCUAUGUUAAUGGAAAUGAUGAUGUGAAAUUAA